This is a messenger RNA of Durusdinium trenchii, 1758 nucleotides long. The record is from the annotation of a GenBank genome assembly. NCBI's taxonomy places the organism in Eukaryota, Dinophyceae, Suessiales, Symbiodiniaceae.
AUGAUCACGUUGGGUGUUGAGCUGGCUGCCGCGCUUGUGGGGAUGAUCCCUUGGGGCAGCUACGCACAGCCUGGUUCGAAGGGCGCAGAGGAAACCCAGCAGGAAAUCGGAAGGGAAGAGGAAGAAGUCGUAGAGCAAGAAGUUGAGCGGGAGAUCAGCGGAGCCUUUCGUGAGGGCUGGAACUUUGAGGGGUUUGAGGACAUCUUCAGCAUCAAACAAAUAUUGAAGGAUGCGCUAAAGAGCGCAUUUGCCCCUAUCGGGAGAGGCUUUGCUGCUGUGGGUAGGGGCAUUUCUGCCGUGGGCCGUGCAGCGGGCAGUGCGGCUAAAAAUUUCAUCAGUGGCACAGCGCGAAAUAUUGGACAGGACCCUUGGAACACCUUAUUCUCACAGGAUACCUUCAAAGUUGCCAAAGCGGGCAUUGGGAUCGACAGUGCAUUGUCCAAACUUCAGCCACUGAAACCUCCAAGCGCUGCAGCUCUGAAGAACAUGAGCCAAGAAGUCGUGGAGCAGACUGUUCCGAAAAUGUCCGGGGUCUUCGGGACGGACCUGCAGACAUUGGCUGAUGCUUCUUGGAAAGACUGUCUUCCCUUGCAGUUUGGACUCUCCAAAGUGAUGUGUGACCUGUUUUGCAUUGAUGAUGCUGUGCGCUCCGGGACAACUGCGGUGUUGAACAGCUUACAAGAGUCGCAUGACGUGCUGAUGAACAACAUCGAAACAUUGCUCCAAUCUCAGAGCAAAUACUUGCUGUGGGCCAUUGGCACCAAGCUCAACCCAUCCGACUUGGUGGAAACGAAUGAGACACUCCUCUUGCCGGAUUUGAUGCAGGAGCUGAGAGAUUUCCCAAGCGCUGGCGACGAUCUCGUGUUGGAUCGAGAGGUUUUGGCUUGGCACCAAGCGACUGGAGAUGAGCUGAUGUCUCGAAUCACUGCCACAUCCAUCCUCAAUGCUUCGACAGACCAUUGGCCCCACCGGGUGAAAUCGAUGAAGGCGAUGCUACACCACUACCACCAGAGCUUAAGCGAACGCCUUCGACAGAACCGGCCGACCUCCUCUGUGGCCCAAAGCCAAGCUAAAGGAAAGUUGAAAGUCUUGAGUAAUCGGGCCUCAGACCACCGUGACCUCGCACGGGGUCUCCACGAACUUUUGAGUCCCGGACAGAGCGGACUGGGUCGCGCAAGCAGCUUAAAGGCUUUGCCACUUGAGGUCUCACAAGCCGAGCUCGCAGCGAUCUUGCAACCAGUCAUGGAGACCUUCCUCCAUGCCCAUGAAAAGCACAACACCUUCACUAUGCUCCACCUGAAGGCCCUUGACCAGACUGACUACGCUGUGAACUUGGCCCACAACUUCUCUCAGUGUGCAGGCGCCGACGCUGCCGCUUUGCGCGAGGUGUGGCAACGUGCCAUGCGCGCAGAGGAACGGACCAGCGAGGCCUUGUUGGAAGCCUGGUCGGCCACGCUCGCCGCAUCCGAACGCUUGGAGGUGGCCGUGCAGGAAGAAGGCCUCUUUGAGCGCCUCGCUGCGGUCGAUGUCCGGGGCAACCGCCAAGAGCGCCGGGCUCAUGCUGAAUGCGCCCAGCGUGCCAUGUUGGCGCAAGAGCUCUUCGGCCAAGCCGUGGCUGCCGUGGUCCACGCCUUACAGCCCCUGGUCAUUCAGAUCAAUGUCUUCAAGGUCUGGAAGUUUGAGAUCUCCAUGUGCGAAGAUUGGGUGAUUGGUUGCCAGUUUGGAGCUCCCAUCAUGGGAGCUUUGGGAAGUUGGUGA